UCUCCUGACCAGAAUGGAGACAAACUAUCAGUUUUCUAGCCGGAUGUGAUGCUGCUUAGUAUCGGAAGCAGGGGCGGGUUCAAAUGAGGGAGCUGCUGGAGAUCGGUAAGCGAAGUUGGGAGAGGCCGAGGCCGGGGCCUGCAAAACUACCGGGGAUAUGCGAGGUGCAGCGGCAGAAGAGGAGGCCGCGUCCUAUAGGGUGCUAAGCCGGCUGCUGGGCUGCGGAGCGGAAACAGGCGAAGAGGCUGCUCGACCCAGGCUCAUGGUGUUUCGGAAUACACUUCGGGGGGAGGAGGAGGCUUCAAUAGAAAUGGGGGCCGGGGAGAAAGCUGUGCCUGCACAGGGUGCUACUCAGCCGGCUGCAAUGUGUCGCCACCGUAAAACUGCGCAUUCCGGGGAGGAAGGUUUGGAGUUGCAGCUGGGAGCGCUGGGACUGCGGGGGGCUGGCUGCCCCUGUGAAGAGACUAGCGAUGCGCUGUUGGUGCUGGAGGCGCCUGAAGCUAGGAGGUUGGAGGAAGAGGACGACGGGGAGACUGGACAGGCUGGUGCGUCAGCCAGGAAAGGAACUGGAUUUAAAGGCUCGUUCAGGAUUCGCCUCUCCAGGAUCUUCCGCACCAAGAGUUGUGCCGGAGCUGGAGGAGCCGUUGAUAGGAGAGGAGCUGGAGAGCUGGGAGGAUCAGGUGGCAGCCUGACUGAUAUGUCUGGGGACAGGGAGCUGGGCAGGUGA
Messenger RNA from Nanorana parkeri, 727 nucleotides. RefSeq names its product suppressor of cytokine signaling 7-like. The record is from RefSeq and is a predicted model, not a curated record. Bases 158 to 727 code for a protein of 189 amino acids. The transcript has a single exon. NCBI's taxonomy places the organism in Eukaryota, Metazoa, Chordata, Amphibia, Anura, Dicroglossidae.